Molecule: messenger RNA, 2822 nt
Organism: Bubalus bubalis (water buffalo)
Lineage: Eukaryota; Metazoa; Chordata; Mammalia; Artiodactyla; Bovidae
Gene: CNTF
Product: ciliary neurotrophic factor
Exons: 2
Coding region: 1563-2162 (199 amino acids)
Biological process (GO): negative regulation of neuron apoptotic process; ciliary neurotrophic factor-mediated signaling pathway; positive regulation of axon regeneration
Cellular component (GO): axon
Molecular function (GO): ciliary neurotrophic factor receptor binding; growth factor activity; cytokine activity
Source: RefSeq, a predicted model, not a curated record
UUUUAACUCUGUUUAGUUCUCGAUUUCUAAUACUGACAUGCCAUUCUGAUCAUUUGGCAAAAUUGGAAAUCCUUUCCAUGUUUCGACAAUCUGGAAAAGGUGGCCAUUUUAAUGUAGUAAAGGAAGCUGUGGGGCUCAUUUCACUCUGAUGAUGACAAUGCUCUGACAGCAUUUAAUAUCAGUGCGCCUUCACAAAACUCUAUGUCCAUAAAAGUACAGACUUAAAAAAAAAGAUAAGACUCCUGCUGCCUGCCUUAAAGGCCUGCUGGGACAGUCCCCCCGCCCAUUUCUUUCCCUGUGUCCCUUGAUUGUUGUUUGUGGGACUUUUCCCCUGAGAAGGCAUUUGUUUCGAUUCACAGGUAGUGUCUGUGAUAGAAUAGAACUGCUUGACUCAUUUGGGGAUGAAACAUGUGACUCAACCCAGUUGGCAUCACCCUGGAACCUACAGCUACAUGCGAUAAAGCGACGCUGUGAGCACUUAAACUCUGCCUUCGCUUCUCAGUCCCGUUUAUUCUGUCACGAAUUUUGUUAAGAAUUUUCAUUUUGUUAAGAAGCAAUGUGGUAUGACUGGGAUAAGGAAGAAGAAGAAAAGCAUGUUGUCACUUGAGUGAGACUGCCUCAGAAAUGUUACCAAGUCAGGGUUGGGUGUUUCCUGUCCUUUGGAAGAGAACAGGCCUAAACAGUCCCUGCCUCAUCUUGGAAAGAGAGGCACCAUGAUUGAGAUGAUAGUGAUGCUCCCUUAGCUGACUUGUAAUCAAGUGCAAAUUCAAUUUUAAACAGAGCAAAAGGGUUGGAGUGGGGAAAGUGCUGUAUUUUUACAGGGUCUAUUUCACGUAAACUUUGUUUCCCGAAAAAUAUGAACCACCCAAAGAAUGAAAUUGGAAAGUCAGUGGGAGAAACAGCUAUAGAAUCAAAGACCUAUAUUUAAAUUUUCAACCUAGGUACCGGAUUUUGUGCACAUGAAUUAACUUCUUUAAGCCUGCAUUUCAUAUGUAAAAUAAGAAAACUUGAUCUUGUAAAACUAUUCUAAAGAUCAAAUAAAGGCUUUAAAGCAGGUAACCAUGUCUGGCCCAGGGUAGAUGCUUAAUGAAUGGCAGCUGUAUCAGUAAUAGUAACAAUAUUAUUGUAUACCAGGCCAAAGAAGAGAGAGAGGGACCUGGGGGGCACAGGGCAGGUGGUGAAAAGAUGGACUGAUUGAACUGUGUAUGAAAUAGGUCACAUUAGGCAGGGCGUCCUGAGAGAGUGUGACAGCGACCUUGUUGCUAAGUGCAAAAGCAAAACAGUGCCGUGAGGACAAGUACACGAGGCGCUGAGGAGGAGAGGGAUGGAGGCAGACGCCGCAGGACAAAAAGCCGAUUGAGAAGGGGCCUCUGAUGCCACGGGCGCAAAAAUCCACAGCCAGGAAUUCGCUGCAGCCUCUGAGCCAGGCCGGGGGUGGGGGUGCACAGUCCUGUUAGGAGAGAGAUGCCCAGUGCAUUUGGCCCGCGAGGCACAUUUCUGAUUGGGACCAGUGUAGACAGACCCAGCUCCCUCGUUUGCUGGGCCUGGCCGUUAGUUAGGGGAUGGCUGUCGCGGAGCAUUCGCUGCUGCCCCCCCACCGCCGGGACCUGUGUAGCCGCUCCAUCUGGCUAGCACGGAAGAUCCGUUCAGACCUGACUGCUCUGGUGGACUCUUACAUGAAGCAUCAGGGUCUGAACGGGAACAUGAACCUGGACACUCUGGAAGGCGUGCCGACAGCCAGCUCCAGCAGAUGGAGCGAGCUGACUGAGGCAGAACGGCUCCAAGAGAACCUCCAGGCCUACCGCGCCUUCCACGGGAUGUUGGCCCGGCUGUUGGAAGACCAGCGGGCACACUUCACCCCGGCCGAAGACGACUUGCACCAGGCGAUACACGCCGUCCUCCUCCAGGUGGCGGCCUUCGCGUACCAGCUGGAGGAGUUGAUGGCGCUGCUGGAGCACAGGGUGCCCCCCAGGGAGGCCGGCGGGCCGCCCCUUCUCCCUGGGGACGCUGGUCUCUUUGAGAAGAAGCUGUGGGGCCUAAAGGUGCUGCAAGAGCUUUCUCGGUGGACGGUGAGGUCCGUGCAUGACCUGCGGACCAUCUCUCGACAAAGUGGGGUCCCCACACGUGGGAGCCAUUGUGCCACCAAGGACAAGAAAAUGUAGCAGUUAUGCUCCCUCUCACUUGCUUUCUCUCCUGACGAAAUAGACACUGUUCUCUGAGGCCUCAGUUCCCCAGUCUUAGCUUUGAAAACCUCUAAAACCACAGCCAUUUUCACAGGGUUGGAGACAUGGACAGAUGGGCAUACAGGUUUAUUCUGGGGUGAGUGUCUGUACGUGUGUGUGAGCGUGUGCCAUAAAGGAAUGAUGGGCACACAGGUUUAUUUUAGGGUGUGUGUGUGUGUGUGUGUGUGCAUGUGCCAUAAAGGAAUGAUGGGUACACAGGUUUAUUCUGGGGUGAGUGUCUGUACGUGUGUGUGAGCAUGCCAUAAAGGAAUAAUGGGCACACAGGUUUAUUCUGGGGGGGGUGUGUGUGCGUGUGCGUGAGCAUGCCAUAAAGGAAUAAUGGGCACACAGGUUUAUUCUGGGGUGCGUGCGUGUGUGUGUGUGCACGCGUGUGCCAUAAAGGAACGCGGGCAGGGGCAGCAUCCCCCUACCGCAGUGCUCCCAUCUUUUCUACCCACUCAACAAUCUCUGCUGGCGUGUAACAGCCUCACAGGAUAAAUAUAGUUUUUAACUCCAGUCGUGGAUGACUCUUCUGAGAAGACUGAAAGAGUGAAUUAAAAAUCAUGGACUCUCACCAGUUCAGACUCUCGGAUAAUAAAG